This is a messenger RNA of Clavispora lusitaniae ATCC 42720, 2616 nucleotides long. Its product is annotated as chromatin-binding protein. The record is from RefSeq and is a predicted model, not a curated record. Gene Ontology annotation, biological process: DNA repair; mitotic cell cycle; DNA-templated DNA replication. Gene Ontology annotation, molecular function: protein binding; chromatin binding. NCBI's taxonomy places the organism in Eukaryota, Fungi, Ascomycota, Pichiomycetes, Serinales, Metschnikowiaceae. Gene Ontology annotation, cellular component: nuclear replication fork.
AUGCUGGCAAAAAUCCCAGCGUUUCUUGAUGGGAACUCGCUUGUUCAUUUCAAUGAUAAUUUGGAUCGUCUUUUGGUUGGUAAUAGUGAAGGGUUAAUCAAAGUCUUCAACCUAGAGGAACCUGAGUCGGAACCCACAUCUAUUGACAUUCCAGAAAACUUGACAUCCUUGACCAGUCAUGGCAAGCGCAUUAUCUUGACAAACACAGAAGGACAUUUGGCGAUUUUGAAUAUGGAAGAUAAUAUCACCGGAGAUGAGUCUUUUGAUAUAAUUUACCGUUCCGAACUUCCUUUGCGAGAUGCAGUGUUCAUUAACGAUGGGAACAGAGUGAUUUGUGGCGGAGAUGAUGAUAAGCUAGUUGUGAUUGAUUUGAACAAUGGAAAUAAAACUUCAAUCGUUUCUGUACCAGAUCAGAUCGUCAACAUCGCGUACAAUACUAACGGAGAAAUUGCAUCUGUGGCUCUUUCAAACGGUGACGUUCUCAUGUACUCUGUUAUCAACGAGUCCCCCGCACUUAUAGAAAAGAUUACGGGUGCAAUAAUUUCCAAAGUGAACACAUCAAUAGAUGUGGUUGACUUCAAAGGUGAACAUGCACAGGAAAUUGCUUCCACAAAACCGGUGUGGUCUGCAGACGGCGAGGUUUUGUUUUUACCAACGGCUUCCAGCACAAUAAAGGCUUACAAUAGGGUAGAUUGGAACCCAACCGUGGAGUUCCGCCCUCAAGCAGAAUACUUGGUUGCACUUGGGUAUUCUCCGAACAAGAAGUUCCUUGCGCUGCUCCACAAGAAUGGACAAAUUAAUUUAUUUGACAUUCGCACGGGCAAAUUCUUGAAAAAGGCUUCCCUAGAUCGACUUGAGUCAGGCAAUCUCCCAAUCAAUUUUGCUUGGUUGAAGAAUUCCAUCUACGUCGGCUCAACGAAUGGUGAACUCCAUUCAAUUCUGAUUGAUUUAGAUGACUCCCCUGACGAACGUGCCAUAAGCGCUGAAGUUGAGAGUCUUUUUAUGGAUGAGGCAAGCGAACUGGAAACUGAGGAACGUCUGUCAAAGGGUAAUCCACAGGCUAUUAGAAACGGCAUCGAUGAUUCCAUGAUUAUUGAUGAAAAUGAUGACAUGGACAGUGAAAAUGGUACAUCCAUUUAUAAUACCGCUGUCGAUGAAUAUCUUCAUACUAGGAAGAAACGUCAAAGAGUUCGUCCAGAGGAUCAAUUCGAUAUUCCAUCGUUCACCGCUAACUCAGAUAUUAUUCCAUACUCACCAGGAUCGACGCCUUGGAUAAAACCCUUGAACUCCUCGUCGAGCUCAGGGAUGAGAAGGUACCUUUUCAUGAACAGUAUUGGUUAUUCUUGGUCUGUUAAAAAUUCUUCGGACUCCGCAAAUGAGCAAAAAAGCAUUACAAUCUCAUUUUUCGACAGAACUACAAACAAAGAUUAUCACUUUAUUGAUAGUCACAAAUACGACCUAUGCUCCAUGAAUGAAAGAGGAGUGGUUUUAGCAUGCUCUGGAUACAAGAAUGAAAAAUCUACCCACAAGGGAAAGAUUUUUUAUAGACAUCACAGCAACACAAAUGAUUCAUGGGAUAGAAAAAUUCCCCUUUUGCCAAAUGAGUACAUCACUUCGAUUUGUCUCACAUGCACAAGUGGAGAAAAAUCAUCAGAUUCAAUAAUUGUCGUCGGUACAAACCUUGGAUACGUAAGGUUCUUUAAUCUUUACGGACUCUGUGUAAAUUUGAUGAAAUUAUCACCCAUAAUGACCUUAAUUGCUUCGGAAGUAUCCACUGUUUUCAUCGUGAGUCAAAUUUCUCCACAACACUUCACAUAUUCACUUUUAGAUGUAAGUGAUGAUUACUCAUUUUUGCAACAAGAUAGAGCCAUGCCUUUACGAGUACCUUCUGGCGGGGUGCCUAUUUUGAAAGGCAUUUUUUUCAAUGAGUAUUCCGAUCCGUGUGUGGUAGCUGGUUUUGACGAUUCCCUUACCAUAUUGUCACAUUGGAGAGAAGCAGGUAACGCAAGAUGGGUUCCAUUACUCAACUGCAAAGAUGUGGUUACGGAUUACGGUCUUAAUGAAUCGAAAGCGAAUUGGAAAACUUGGCCAUUGGGAUUAUUAGAUGACAAGUUUAUUUGCUUAGUAUUGAAAAAUUCCAACGAGUAUCCAUCUUUUCCGCUCCCAUUGCCUAUUGAACUUGAAAUCAAGCUUCCAGUUAAAUGCUUCAAGUAUUUGGAGGCUAAGGAUACGGUAGGCGAGGAGGCGAACGAAGACACAUCAGCAAAGAUCAGCAAGACCCAAGAGGAAGAUCCCGAGGAACAGUACUUGAGAAGCUCAACAUUAGGAAGAUUAUUGAACUCAUGGUUGACAAACGCAGAGAACGAUGAAGAGCAUUUGGAAAAGUUAGAUAAUUACAGCGUGACAUUUGAUAAAUCCUUGCUCAAGCUUUUUGCUAACGCGUGCCAGGAAUCUCGCCUAAACAAGGCCUUUAGCAUCGUGAGACUCAUCAAGAAUGAUAAAGCCUUGCUCGCUGCUUCUAAAAUUGCCGAAAGGUUUGAGUAUCUUAAUCUUUCGUCUAAGAUUAGUAAGCUUCGAGAAGAUUUGAUGGAGUUCGAUAAUGACCAGGAUCAAUGA